Molecule: messenger RNA, 935 nt
Organism: Impatiens glandulifera
Lineage: Eukaryota; Viridiplantae; Streptophyta; Magnoliopsida; Ericales; Balsaminaceae
Product: ACD11 homolog protein-like
Exons: 5
Coding region: 75-773 (232 amino acids)
Biological process (GO): intermembrane lipid transfer; ceramide transport
Cellular component (GO): cytoplasm; cytosol; membrane
Molecular function (GO): ceramide 1-phosphate transfer activity; ceramide 1-phosphate binding
Source: RefSeq, a predicted model, not a curated record
CUCUUUCCUCUCUUUUCCUUUCACAUCAGGCAGGCAGAGCGAUUUUCAUUCCAUAUACCUAAAACAGAUCAACAAUGGCUCUGAAAUAUCUAUUCAACAGGACUAUGUCCAUGCCCGAUAUGGUCAAUGAUAACCCCGUCUUUGAUGAUUCCGACAAUACAAAACAGAGACCGCUAUCUGCUGUGGCAGAGGCGUUCGAGGAUCUAUCCAAAAUGGUGAAUGAUGCCGGUACUAGCCCCGGCGAACUCAGAUUGAAGCCGUUUUGCGAUGCAUGUUCCUUAGUCUCCGUCUUAUUCGGAUGCCUAGGCAUGGCUUUCAGAUUUGCCGAACUGGAAUACGUCUCCAAGGUACAUAAUCUUGUUGAAGCUGGAAAUCGAUACGAGACGUUGAGUAGCAUGCUGGAUAUUGAUGUGCGAAACGAUACAGUGAGAACACCGGGAAGUAAUUCACGCAAUUUACGUAGGGUUAGACAAGGACUUGAUCUGAUUAGAGCAAUCUUCAAGAAUUUCUUAUCACCAGAAUUUUGCUCGUUGAAAGAUGCAGCAUCAACAGCUUAUGCAGAUGUUUGUGCACCUUACCAUACAUGGGCUGUAAGGACUGCAGCUUAUGCUGGAAUGUGUGUUCUUCCAACUAGGGAACAACUUCUACUUAAAUUGAAUGCAACUGAUGAGUUAGCUGAAAAGGAGAUGAACAGGUAUAUAAAGGCAUCGUUGCCUGUUAUAGAAUUCAUAGACAAGUUGUAUGUGUCGAGAGACAUCAGCUUGGAUUGGUGACGACGAUGAUGAUUGACUUUACUGAAACCAUAUCUCAAUAUAUUCUUCACCAACAAGGUUUUCAGAUUUGUGUUGUUGGUUACAGAUGAACUAGCUGAAAAUGAAAUGAACAGGUAUAUAAAUUCAUAGACAAAGUUGAGGGACUUCGGCUUGGAUUGGUGA